AGAAGAGUGCUGGAAAUCUUGCUGAUUUAGUGCAAUAAGUGUGGACAGAGCUCUGAGCAACAAACGAUAAUUCUUUUGCCAUGGCAAGCAAUGCAGAUUUGAGCGGAGAUUCUGAGCGAGAGUAUCAACUUGGUUAUGAUGCAACAUUUAACCCCCCUUUGGAGAGGAAGUAUGUUUGCCCCAUAUGCUUGGCAGCGCUGCGGGAAGCUGUGCAGACAACGUGUGGUCAUCGCUUCUGUAGUUAUUGUGUCUACACUGUAGCAAGCGGCCAGAACUACAUGAGGUGCCCAGUGGACAACAAGUGGUUGAGUACAAAUGCUGAGAUAUUUCCUGAUGUGGCUGUACGUCGUGAGGUGUUGUCUUUGUAUGUGGAGUGUGAAAACAGACGCCUGGGUUGUCGCUGGAAGGGGGAACUCCGAGAACUGGAGUCACACAUGUCGGUGUGUACCUACAUCCUGACCCCGUGUACCAAUGACUGUGGGGAAAUGGUCAAUACAGACCACCUUAACGAACACCUGAAGGUGUGCAGCCGCCGCCUGGUGCUUUGCCAGCACUGCCAGACUCAGGUCGUCUACUCAGACAUGACGAAGCACCAGGUUCUGAUCUGCAAGAAAUUUCCAGUCAAGUGCACAUUGUGUGGCAAAAUGGGAAUAAAUAGAGAGGAUAUCCCCAAGCAUGUGGACAGUUCCACAGGGGAUUGUCCCCAGUCCAUGGUGCUCUGCAAAUACACGGAGAUGGGCUGUACUGCCAAGGACACUCGUCAAAAGUUGCCAGCUCAUUAUCAGGAACAGACAGAUUUCCACCUGAACCUGUUAGUGACCAAGCUGUCACAGUAUGAACAGAAGAUGGGGGCGAUGGAGCAGAAAAUAGCAUCUCUCAGCCAGAAUGUGAUGAGCCCAUCAGCUCACAGCUCAAGGUUGCUGUUACAUGAAGGUGACAAUCUACACGAGCGUUCCAUGCAUGCGGGCGGUCAGCUGUACUGGCGACUAGACCUGACCGAGAUGAGUGACGGGUUACGGAGAAGCCCCGCCUUCUUCACAGGUUUCCCUGGUUACAAGCUAAGUGUGUGCCUGGACAUGAACGGGUUUGUGGAGGGGGAGACAGGUGUGGACUACACCUGCUUGUGCGUGGAACUACAUCCUGGUGAGUUUGAUGACUCACUCACAUUCCCAGUGAGCGGUGUCUGCACCGUGACGCUGUUGAACCAAUCAGGAAGUGCGUCACCAGACAACCACACGUCCACAUUCACUUGCAUGGAUCUAGAACAUGCGGAGGGCAGAGAGUGCAGCGUGAGAAGCUUCCUACCCAGGGACGAUCUGUUCAAGUUCUGCAGGAACAGGAUACUCUACUUUGAUAUCAACUUUACAGUUCUCUAUCCAAAUGCAUAA
Molecule: messenger RNA, 1388 nt
Organism: Liolophura sinensis
Lineage: Eukaryota; Metazoa; Mollusca; Polyplacophora; Chitonida; Chitonidae
Product: TNF receptor-associated factor 6-like
Exons: 8
Coding region: 81-1388 (435 amino acids)
Biological process (GO): lipopolysaccharide-mediated signaling pathway; innate immune response; regulation of apoptotic process
Cellular component (GO): plasma membrane signaling receptor complex
Molecular function (GO): protein binding; ubiquitin protein ligase activity; zinc ion binding
Source: RefSeq, a predicted model, not a curated record